Messenger RNA from Dermatophagoides farinae (American house dust mite), 1438 nucleotides. RefSeq lists its product as uncharacterized. The record is from RefSeq and is a predicted model, not a curated record. Gene Ontology annotation, molecular function: protein dimerization activity. Lineage: Eukaryota; Metazoa; Arthropoda; Arachnida; Sarcoptiformes; Pyroglyphidae. Gene Ontology annotation, biological process: DNA-templated transcription. Gene Ontology annotation, cellular component: RNA polymerase III complex; RNA polymerase I complex.
GUGAGUUGAUUGAUGAUCCAAUGAAUUUGUAAAAUUUUAUAUUCGUUUCAAAGAUUUAGAAAAAAGAUGGUUGAUCUUCAACAAUUCAGUGAUUAUGUUUAUCGUUAUCCUGAUGUUCAAAGUAUUGAUCAAACAUUAAAAGUACUGGAAAUUCGUAUACAAUCGAUCGUUUCAGAUGAAAUCAAUUUCGAUAUCAUUGGUUUGAAACCAUUUUUUGCCAAUACAAUACGGCAAUUAAUUUUGAAUGAAAUUCCUACGAUGGCCAUCGAAGAUGUUUAUUUUCAGAAAAACACUUCCACUUUUUUCAAUUGUGAUUACAUUUCCCAACGUUUAGCAUUGAUUCCAAUCGAUGCUAAUCCAAAUGAUUUUAAAUUUCGAAAUAAAAACCAAUCGGAACGAUUGAAUACGAAUAAUUGUAUUGUGAUGAAUUUGAAUAGAAAAAAUACUGGCACACAACCAAUCAAAAUAUAUGCCGAUGAAAUUGUAUGGGAACCGAUUGGAACAAGACAAAAUCUAUUAUCACCGAUUAAAUUACUGUAUCCAAAAAUACCAAUCAUGUAUCUGAAACCAGAUGAAGAAAUUGUUUGUCGUUUACAUUGUGUUAAAGGUCGUGGUUUAGAUCACAUGAAAUUCAGUCCAGGAUUUGCUCGUUAUUUUUUUCAUUCACAAAUCACUAUAAAAGAUGGAGAAAAUCUUUCCAAUGAAACAGUUGAACGAAUAAAAUCAUCUUUUCCGGCUGGUGUAAUUGAAACGAAAAUCCGACCAAAUGGUCAAAUUAUACCGGUUGUUGUUAAUGAACGCCUGGAUCAUCAUACAAGAAGUUUUAAAAAUUAUGAUGAUGUAGCCAAAGCUGUCCAGGUGAAAUAUUAUCGUGAUCAUUUGAUUUUUAUUGUUGAAACUUAUGGCGUAAAAGAUCCGGCCGAAAUGUUUAUUAAUGCAUUGGAUAUAUUCAAAUAUAAAAUUGAAAUAUGGAAAGAACGUAUUCAAAAAGUUAAAUCUGAACCUGAAAAAAAAUAAUCGAAAAAUGACACCGUUAGUUCCUGAUUAUUAUUUGAUUUUUUUUCAAAUUGGUAAAUUUUCCAUAAAUUGAGAAUGAUUAAAAUUUUCAGCAUUUGUUUUUUUGAAUGCAUCGUCGACUUUUCUGACUGUCCUGAUUCAUUUAUGUCAAAAUAGAUGAAUACAAAUUUCAUCAUCACUGCUUUUUUCAGUAUUAAGAGAGAGAGAGAGAGAGAGAGAGAGAGAGAGACUAUUUAUUCAUUCAAUCUUGUCAUUCAAUCAGUUUACGCGCUUUUUUUUUUUCAAUUUCAUCAAUCAAUCAUCGAAAUCAUGUCCAGCAAAAAGAAACAACAAAAAGCCAUGGCUCCAGAUUCGGAUGAAGAAUCACCAAAUUCAUUGAAAUUGAGUAACAAUCGUUACCUAACCGUUUCGGACUUUAAGA